AUGAAAGUGCUGAUCUCUUCGCUCUUUCUAUCCGCCGCUCUUUCCAUCGCCCUACCAUCACUUUCUCUUGCUCACGCCGCCAGACAAUCGUCCCCGACGAGCAAACGAGAGCUUCACAUUAGAAACUCAACUGACGCGUCCAAAACGACUGACAACGCCGGCUACGACGAUAUCGCUAAUCUUGAAAAGCGAGAUGGCACAAAGUAUGUUUUUAUGCAUCAUAUUGUCGGCAAACAACCUGCUAACUCCCUUUCAGAUACCUACGACUACAAUUACGAUCUUUGGGUAAACGACUUCAACCAGAUACGAGCUAAGAACAUCGACGCUGUUGCACUAAACGUUGGACGCGAUUAUUGGGAGUGGGCACGGGUCCAGGACGCUUAUAACGCUGCAGCUGCAGUAGGCAUUGAUGUGUUCUUCUCUUUUGAUUAUACCUCUUUCGACUGCAGUGUCGACGAAACCGUGAACUGGGUUAAUACAUUCAGCGGCUCUCCGGCCCAAUUCAAGGUCGAUGGUCGUCCGAUGGUAUCCAGCUUUUCCGGGGAUUGUUUAGGCCCUGGCGGCUGGCAAGCCGUUCGCGACAGGACGGGUGGUUUUCUAAUGCCAUUCAUUUAUAACAUAGAUUACCAACAGUUGAGGAGGGGUGCAAGUUAUGGGUUUUUGGACUCUUGGCAGUGUUGGGGUUGUGCGUGGCCGCAAGGAGACCAAGACAAGACCACCCAAGAUGAUCAUUAUUACAUGGAUAUUCUGGGGCCUGACAGAUAUGCUGCCACCGUUAGUGGUUGGUUCUUUACCCAUUAUAACUACAAGAACUUCUACCUUCGUGGCGACGCAUGGCUGUUUCUCACUCGAUGGGAGGAGCUAAUUUCUAUGCGAGACCAGCUGCGAUUUGUGGAAGUGUUGACUUGGAAUGAUUUCGGGGAAUCGCACUAUCUCAACUCCGGGCCUCCCACAGCAGGAUCUCAGCCUUAUGGCACUACUUGGACUAAUGGAUAUCCUCAUGAUGCGUUCUUCGACCUCAUAAAUUAUUACAUCGAGGCUUUCAAGACGGGGACUUACCCAGCUAUUACAAGUGAUACCAUUUACUUCUGGUCGCGCCCUCAUCCCGCCGGAAUAAACGCGAAUAACGACGGUUUGUCCAGGCCCCAAGGCUGGGAUUGGGCCUCCGACGUUAUGUGGGUAGCAGUCUUCUGUUCUUCGACCUGCAGUGUCACUCUCCAAGUCGGGAGUUACUCGCAAGACUUCAACAACCUAUCUUACGGAGUUAACAAGAUUAGUCUUCCGUUGAACGCUUUCGGGUCUGUGACAGUCAAGAUGAGAAAGAAUGGCCAGGAGGUCAUUAAUUACACUCCGAGCGAUUUUCAAUAUCAAGGAUGGACUGACCAAUACAAUUUCAACGCUUAUGUUGGCUCUGCCAGUGCCUCCGGAUCGCUCUAA
Messenger RNA from Lentinula edodes (shiitake mushroom), 1437 nucleotides. Its product is annotated as glycosyl hydrolase family 71-domain-containing protein. The transcript has 15 exons. The record is from RefSeq and is a predicted model, not a curated record. Gene Ontology annotation, molecular function: glucan endo-1,3-alpha-glucosidase activity. NCBI's taxonomy places the organism in Eukaryota, Fungi, Basidiomycota, Agaricomycetes, Agaricales, Omphalotaceae. Bases 1 to 1437 code for a protein of 478 amino acids.